Molecule: messenger RNA, 303 nt
Organism: Akanthomyces muscarius
Lineage: Eukaryota; Fungi; Ascomycota; Sordariomycetes; Hypocreales; Cordycipitaceae
Exons: 4
Coding region: 1-303 (100 amino acids)
Source: RefSeq, a predicted model, not a curated record
AUGUUCAGCUGUCUGCUAGAAGACAUAGAACCGGCGGACAGAAAACUAUGGCCACCCGCAGUAUGCGAUACGCUUUCAAAACUGGCCGAAGAGGAACUUUGUGAAUGUCUUAACCUUACGAAGCUUGUCUUUGAGCUGUCCCAACCGCUCCGUGCAAUGGACUGCGGUUCGCAGGACCUUUGUCCGCCUCCAGUGAGGUCCUCGCUUCAACAUGAAAGCCUGGAUCGAGAGAUGAAGCAUAUGUUUACGAAUGCGCCCGCUCAAAAUAACGAGCCAGAGGAUAUGGGACUACAGCCUGUAUAG